This is a messenger RNA of Ahaetulla prasina, 1319 nucleotides long. It is a transcript of the gene STOML2, whose product is annotated as stomatin like 2. Gene Ontology annotation, cellular component: membrane. The record is from RefSeq and is a predicted model, not a curated record. The transcript is spliced from 10 exons. The coding region runs from base 97 to 1188 and encodes 363 amino acids. NCBI's taxonomy places the organism in Eukaryota, Metazoa, Chordata, Lepidosauria, Squamata, Colubridae.
AAACCGGAAGGGGCGGUCCGACGCCCGGCCGGCCUUUCUUCGCGGAAGCGCGCCGGAGGCCUUGGAGCGUCGGACCGGCGCUGAGCGGGAGUGGCGAUGCUGGCGCUGCGGGCGGCGCGCGGGGUCUCCGGGGGGCGGCCGUGGCGGCUGCUGCGGGAGGGCGCCCGGCGGGCGGGUCCCGGGCCGGCGCGGAGGAGCGCCUCGGGGCUGCCCAUGAACACGGUGGUGCUCUUCGUGCCGCAGCAGGAGGCCUGGGUGGUGGAGCGCAUGGGCCGCUUCCAGCGCAUCCUCGAGCCGGGACUGAAUUUCCUCAUCCCGCUCCUAGACCGCAUCCGCUACGUCCAAAGCCUCAAGGAAAUUGUCAUCAACGUGCCAGAGCAGUCGGCUAUUACUCACGAUAACGUGACCCUCCAGAUCGACGGCGUUCUCUACCUGCGCAUCAUGGAUCCCUACAAGGCUAGUUAUGGGGUGGAGGAUCCCGAGUAUGCCGUCACACAGCUUGCCCAGACCACCAUGCGAUCCGAGCUGGGCAAGCUCUCCCUGGAUAAAGUCUUCCGGGAGCGUGAAUCCCUCAAUGCCAGCAUUGUGUACGCCAUCAACCAGGCCUCGGACUACUGGGGCAUCCGGUGCCUGCGCUACGAGAUCAAGGACAUCCACGUGCCCCCCCGAGUGAAAGAGUCCAUGCAGAUGCAGGUGGAGGCUGAGAGGCGCAAGAGGGCCACUGUCUUGGAGUCUGAAGGGAUUCGAGAAUCGGCCAUCAACGUGGCCGAGGGGAAGAAGCAGGCCCAGAUCCUGGCUUCAGAGGCUGAGAAAGCGGAGCGGAUCAACGAGGCUGCCGGGGAUGCCAGCGCCAUCCUGGUGAAGGCCCAAGCCAAGGCCGAGGCUAUCGGACUCCUGAGCAUGGCUCUGACCCAGCAGAAUGGCAACAUGGCGGCUUCUCUGUCGGUGGCUGAGCAAUACGUGCAGGCCUUCUCCCAGCUGGCGAAGGAGUCCAACACCAUCCUCCUGCCCACCAGCACCGGAGACGUGACCAGCAUGGUCACCCAGGCCAUGUCCAUCUAUUCCUCCCUGAACAAGACUCAGGCGCCCCCGGAGAGCCUGGAGGACCCCUCUGCCUCCCCCCAGUUGGCACAGCAGCCCCCCAGCAGCACCAGCUACAUAGACCUGGAGCAGUCGAGCACCAGCUAGCGGGAGCCCAUGGCCAUGGGGCCAGAGAAGCACCCUCCCCCCCCCAGGACUGGUCCCCAAGGAGCCCCAGACUCCUCCUGGUUUAUUUUUGGAUUGGAUUGAAUCAUGUUGUAAUAAAAGGAGAUGGCAGA